Vicia villosa (hairy vetch) is the source of this 803-nucleotide messenger RNA. RefSeq lists its product as uncharacterized. Bases 1 to 504 code for a protein of 167 amino acids. Lineage: Eukaryota; Viridiplantae; Streptophyta; Magnoliopsida; Fabales; Fabaceae. The transcript is spliced from 4 exons. The record is from RefSeq and is a predicted model, not a curated record.
AUGAUUUGCGACUUAAAACCCGAACAAAAUGUUUGGAAGAUAGCUAUUUGUGUCGAUGUAUGGGACGUCAAGGGACACAAAGGCCAGCAGCAUGUUGAAGCUAUUAUUCAAGAUGCAAAGACUGAUCAAAUCUAUGUUGUAACCCGCUCCCGUGACUUUGAUGUUUGGAAGAAGACCUUGCAGGAAAUGCAAACCUAUAUAGUCUAUAAUGUUGAAACUAUGAUCAAUGACAUGCCGUCGAAAGUUUGUGAUAACAAAUACAAGGUGUUUUUUAAUCGUGCGACAAUUAUCACUGCUGUUGACGUACCAGACAUUCCAGAACAUCAAUUCAACUUCAAGUCGUUUACUGAUAUCUUAAGUGGUGAUUUCAUUGUUGAUCGCCUUUACGGUGCUUUCGAACAAGUUGUUACGAAUCAAGUCGCAGGUGCUGGGAGAAAAGCCUGCGUGAACCUCACUUUAUCGGAUGAAUGCAUGCUGAAAUGGCAGAUGAGGGUGUUCAGCUAAAGACUCUUCAAACAAUAUAAAUAAUUUUUCAGUCAUGUUUACACCCUGAAAAUGAGGUCAGAUUCAACAAUAUGAACUAUGUGUUACUGUUUGCCAUUUGUAAACUGUAUUAUAAUAUCUUAGCUGGACCUUGAAAUUAGUAGAUAGGCUGAUUGUAGACAGAUAAUUUUCAAAGUACAAGUAAUGAAUCUAAAUAAAGACCAUGUAUUGUGAUAUGGGUUUGGUUGAUAUAGUUAAGACAUUCUGGUUGGAUAGUUUUCUCAGUAGAGAUAUUGAACCUUUUCCAAAAUUUAAGAAGA